Aspergillus pseudonomiae is the source of this 264-nucleotide messenger RNA. RefSeq lists its product as uncharacterized. Lineage: Eukaryota; Fungi; Ascomycota; Eurotiomycetes; Eurotiales; Aspergillaceae. The transcript is spliced from 2 exons. Bases 1 to 264 code for a protein of 87 amino acids. The record is from RefSeq and is a predicted model, not a curated record.
AUGGAUCAUUUAACAACGCAGCCCAGUGUUCUUGCUGGCUUGCUCUUAGCUACUUCUGCCUUGGCUGCACCAACUUUGAAAAUUCCUGCAAACGGGAUGUUUGCUGAAAAGUCGAACAAACAUGCUGAGAAUAACCUUAUUCCGGUCGACAAGACGAACAAUGAGAGGAGUGUCAGGAGGCAGGAGAACAACGCUCAUCCUUUUACUGACAAUAUAAAUCAUGGCUCCCAUUCCUUAAAAUGGAAGAUCAAAGACUGGGUGUAG